CCUAAUUUGGGUGGGCGGAGAGCAAAGAAGGAAACUGUACUGGUAGGUUUUGGUUUUCGACUCUUAAAAUGUUCGAUACACUACUUUUAGUUUAGCUUUUAGGUCAAAUCGAUGCUGGAUAUCUAUUCUUAAAUACAGUCAUGAAGAACAAGAAACAAUGAAGCCAUGGAUGUCAUGACAUAAGAAACAACGUUAGAGUGAUUUAUCACCAAAUGUGCCAAGAAACUUAUUAUUUAUCUAUUUAUUUAUUCGAAUUAUUUAUUUAUUAACAAACUAACAGAUGUUUUAAAAAAAAAAGCAAAACAGAAGAAAACAUGGAUUCCGAGGCAAAGAAUUCAGAGCCAACAGUUUUAAAGGAUUCGGAGUUGCCGAGUUUGAAAGCAAACAUGAAUUCAUCAGAGCCUUCAAAAAGAAAAUCAAAAACUCCUAUCAAAUUGACAGCAAGUUGCUUCAAUCUGUGUCGAUUUUGUGGACGGCAGUUUGACAAUAUGGAGGAGAUGCAGGUCCAUUGUCAGACACAUUUCAGCGAGAAACCUCCCCAUGUGUGUUAUGUGUGUGGAAAAAUGUACAGCACCCCAUCCAAGCUCCAACGACAUGUCAGAGUGCACUCAGGAGAACGCCCUUAUGCCUGCUCCAUCUGUGGCAAACGGUUCACCCGUUCUGAUCACGUUAAACAACAUCUUAAAGUGCACAUGCCCCAGCGACAGAAGAACGUCUGCCGGAUGUGUGGAAUGAAGUUUAUGCGACGACAAACGCUACAGGUUCACUUGAAGAGCCAUGGUCUAUCUCAGAUUUAUACAUGCAAUAGAUGUGGUGAGGCCUUUGACUGCGGAACUAAACUAUUAACCCAUAAAGGUACCCAUGAGGAUAUGAUAGUCACAAACCAAAAUGGAGAAAAAAUUGCUGUUAAGUUUGAUCCUGAGGCGACAAAAACUGACUGUGAGCCUGUUAACGGGAUAGCAAAGUUUGGUUUAGGACCGCAGCCAGAUGUCAAAGAGUCCUUGGAUGGUUUUGUAAGAAAAGAAAGCAACAACCCUGCAGUUAUUAAUCUUUUGAAUAUUAAAAAGGAACAUGGUGAUAUGGAUUAUUCAAAUAUUCUCAUAAAUAAUGAUAAUGAUGUCGUUAUAGAAGGAAAUAACGACAUGGACAAUUCAGGCAUGUCAAUUUCUAGUUAUUAUUCAUUGGCUGGGGCCAGUAGCAAUAAUUAUAUGGAUGAAGGCAACUCGGAAAGCAUGGCAGAUGGAGGAGACCGGGACAAGAUGAUCGUCAUUCAGUCCAACGAAGAUGAUGAUGAUAGGAGGGAAGAUAACUCUAAUAGUCCUGAUUUUAAUGGAGACCUAGUCAAUGGAAAAGACGACGGAGAAGGCAUGCCAGAGACCGACGACCGCCAUAUUUUCCAAUCAGUUAUACCUAAAGUUGAACACAAGAGAUUAGCCCCACGCCUUUAUCAGCCCAGUCACCGAAAAUCAUCCUUGACGUCUGCAUCAAACAGCUCUGUUAAUAAUAUUACAAGUAAUUUAGGAUCCGCAACACCAGUCUUGGGUCAAACUGCAGGAUUUUUUUAUGGCAAGCGCAUGACGCGAUGUAACCAUUGCUGCAUUUGGUUUGAGGACAGUUCUAUGAGCAUGCUUCAUAUGAGUUUACACUCGGCAGAUGAAACCGACCCUUUUAAGUGUAAAAAAUGUUUAAAGCGACUGGGAAAUCGUCUGGAAUUUAUGGCCCACAUUGUGUGGCACCUAGAUUCAUCGUUAGGCGAGUCGAAUUACAUAAAUAUUUAAUUUAGAAAUCUGUUUCUCAAAAACUAAAAAUAGAAUUAUAUUCCGGGGAUACUGAACAAUUAUUUUUUUUUUUGAGGUAGUCAAUAAAAACAGAGGUUCCUAAUUCCAAUGUCAGUCUUUUUAAAUUAAAAAGAACGCCAUUUUCUGGGGACAAAAUUUCUAGUCAGAUUUUUCUCUUUUUUUAAAAAAAAUAAGAUUUGUUGUCAUAAAGAAUGGAUAUUAAGUUAUUGAUAAAUAUAGUUAAAGAUAUUAUGUAGUUUUAGAUUCAAAUUUUGUUUUUAUUUUUUGAGAAAUCGAUCAUGCCGAACUAUUAUUAUGUUAUAUUAAACAAACUUGCCGACUCAAAUCAUUCGCAUUUAGAACUUGAACUGGAGAUAAAGUCACAGGACUCAAUUUCUUAUUACCGAGCCAUGUUUUGACUAUUCUUCCCUAGUCUUUAUCGUUGCGCAGCCUAGUCGAAAUAUGGCUCAGUAAUAAAAAGUUAAUAGAAAUGCAUCCUGUGUAUUUGAAAAUCAUGUCAUAGAAACAUAAAUGGUAAUUUUUCAACAAUUUUUGCCCAGAAACCAAGAUAUGUGUCUGAUGUAGUAUGUACAUUACUUGGGAGAUCAGCUGGGCACGAUUUUUCUAGGAACUAGGCCCAGGACCUGACGCUUUCCGAGUUACUACAUUGAACCAUGGGUAAUUAUUAUAAAGUGCAGGACAGGAUGCCAUUUUCCAUUCAUCUUAUAAAAGACUGUUUAGUCGUUUGUACAAAUUUCUCAAAUACCAGUAUUUUCCAUUAUUUUUUCGUAGGGCGUGGUUUCAUCUCUUAUACCUUUUAGUCAUUUUAUAAAUAUACUCAUUUCAAGGUUUGGGAUUCACAUGUUAAAUAUUAAAUCAAUCUUCAUAUUACCAAGAGGUUGAUAAUGCUUAAUUUUGCUUGAUAAAUGGUGGAUCAUUCAAAAUAAAUUCUGGUUGCAGAGAUGUAAUUUAGGUUGAGGACAUGUUAGCCAAACUGUAUUUUAUAUUUAAAAAAGGCCUAUGGGCUAGAUAUUAUGACAUAAGAAAAGUCUAUCUGUAUAUAGAAUUAUUAUUAUUAUUAUUAUUUAUUAGAUAUUGCAUGCUAUAAGCUAGUUUUUAUUUUUAGUGAUUGUAUGCAUGUCUCCCUAUUUAUUGUUUAAACUACAUGACCAUAUUUUUUUUAAAUCUAUUUUUUGAACAGCAUAUUAAUCUUAUUUUCAAUACAAAUUUUGUGGAAUUCCUGCAGAAUAGACAAUGUUUCUCUAAAUGGUAGUUAUGUAUUUUAAUAAUCUAAUUAACAUACAUUAGAGUACAACCCAUUUGUAGUUUUAUUAACGCAUUGUGACUUGGACCGAAGGUCAUUUGAAACCGACAAGGAUAAAUGUAAAACCAGGGCCCUUAUUCACGAAAAUUUAAACUAAGAUACAAUCGAAAUUUUAAGAAAUACUGCAAUUUGAUUGGCUGACCAGUAAAAUCAAUUUGCAUAUAUCCAAUGAAGUUGCAGUAUUUAUUAAAAUUUCGAUUAUAUCUUAGUUUAAGUUUUCGUGAAUACGGCCCCUGUUACAGAGUAGACGAACUACAUCUAGUGAUAAAAUCAGAAUUCUCACAAUAUUUAUUAAAAUUAAGAUUUAUAUAUUAUUUUGUUUGGAAAACUCCAGCAUUGUGGAAAUGUUUCUAAACUAAAGAGAAGAAUGAUUUGUAUUUUUCUGCGACUACACUGGGGUUUUGUGAUAUGAGAGAAUUGUUUUCUGGUGUUGUUUUCUUUCUUUUGUUAAAAAGAAAAAUUUGUUUGUUGAAUACUUGAAUGUUUUGUGCUAAUUUGUUUACAUUUAUUAUACUUAUUUAUUUUUGGGGUUUAUAUGAAGUUGAAAUUUAUUUUAAAAUGUGGUUGGAUGAUGGUCUCGAAAACUAAGUGCUGGUUUAUGUCGUCUGUUCUUUGAUUUGAUUUUUUUUUUUAAAAAAAACACAAGAAAAGGAUUAUACCUUGACCAAAAAGAAAAUGAAUAGGAUAAAACUUGAUAGAGCAGAAAAUGAAUAGCAUAAAAACUGAAAAGAUAACAACUUAAGUAAAAAAGAAAAACAACAAAAAUUUGAAAUAAAGCACUGAAAGAAAUAUUUUAAGUUACCUAAAUGUAGUUAAGAAUAAAACGUGGCUUAUGAACUAUGUUUUUUUAUUAAUGUUUUGUACGUCAUCUCAAAAAUAAUUGAGUUUAAUAUAAAGAGCUCUUCCGAAAACUUGUAAACAUCCUUUCGAACGUCUUUAUUUGUAAAGCGUGAAUAAGAUGUUAUAAAAACGUUUCUUCGUGAACUCCAUACUCACGAUGUGAUAUUGGGUAUUCAACAAAAGAUAACAUACUCUAUCAUCACUCGGCAAACCUCAGCAAAUUCUGGUACCCUUCAUCUAGCCUCGGCUGUAUGAUGGUAAGUGAUAUGUACCUACGCCUAUACAAUUGCGAUGCGGCACCAGUUUACUUAUUAAGUAAAUGUGCUGCUUUUAGAAAGAAGUUCUAACAAUUGUGCCAUUAGAAGAGUGUGUAGAAUUUUCGGAUAAACUUGAAAGAAAAACAGCUUCAGACUUUGAAUUUGAAUUCUUUGUUUGAUAAAGUAUUCUUCAAAGUAGUCAUCAUGGGCAACCCCGUUGGUAAUCCUGGAACUUGAAAGUAGUUCAAAUGGCGGACCUCGUCAUAUAGCUGAAGCUAGAUGUAGGGUACUGGAGUCUGCUGAGGUUUGCCGAAUGACUCUAUCAUGUGCAUGCUAUAUCCAUCACUACUUCUGGCUUUCUGGUUUCUCCAGUAUCUUGCAUUGUAAUUGUUUUGAAGAUGAGCUCUUUGUAAUUGUUUUAGUUGUUUUGUAAGAGUGAUAGUAAACUGAAAUAUACUCAUGAUUGUUGGUACAUACAUAUAAUAUAUAUAAUUUGUUGAGUGCUGAUAUAUACAUAGAUAUAAUAAUAUAUGUUUGUUAUACUGCAUGUGAUUCUGCAUGUGCAUGCGUUUUAGAGGUUUUAGGUGAUAUUUAAAGAUGUAUAGCCCCCACACAAAAAAAUUUUUUUUUUAAGAGUUUCUAAAUGCAAAUAAAAAUUACUUUGAAAAUACGUGUUAAAUAAUGUACAUUUGUUUUGAAAAUGUAAAAGAUUAAGAAAGAUUAAGCCACUGUUCAGUGUAAUUAUCAAUACAAACAUUUGUAUUGUAAGCUAUGUGAAGUCCUCAGAUGAGAAGUGGUUCUGGUGGUCCAAAAGUAUAAAUGUACUCUGCCAUAUACAUGGUACCCACUACACAUGACAUUUUCUUUUGGUCAGUUAAUAAAUUACAAUUCAUCUUUAUUUAUUUGCCUUAAAUUAUUAUAUCUUUUUUUUAUUUAAUUAUGUUAGAGAGUUAAUUAGAGUUGGUUAUUGAUACAAGAGGUAUAUUAAUUAUAUGCAUGUUAGUUUUUCAUCAUUUUAUAAACUCAUAUCUAGUCAUAUUUUUGUGAGUAAUUUUGUUUAUUGUUGUUGCUUAUUUCUUCACGAAGUAACUUAUUUCAUUUUGAUAUAUUUUAUCUUUAAAAAUCUUGGUUUGAAGAUUUUGUCAACUAUAAAACUUCUGUUUUUUUUCUGUUACAUUAUUUUAAAAAAAAACCCCAAACUCUCUUAUGUUUAACACCCGAAAACACAAAUUCUGUUAUGAAAAUUUAAAGAGCUGAAUAAGAUAUAGUUUACCCUCUAAUGUCAAUAUGUUGCUCAUUAGUUACAAUAUAGAAGACUUAAGGAAUAAAAUUGAGAUCAGUGGGAGGGGGGUGGGGGUAUGUUUACUUUUAAUAUAUCUUAACGAAUAAGAAUUUUUAUAAUUAAAGUAAAAAUUAAGAACAUCCCCUGAUUGAUGUUUAGUUUAAUUAAUUCAAUAUUAUUAGAAUGUUUAUUAGAAGUUUUCUUGUUUAUUAAUGUAUAAACUACGUACCGGGAAUAUAAAACCAUUCUACCUGUCAUGGUGGUAACAAAAGUAAUGAUGUUGAUGUAUGCUUAUAUUGUAAUACUCCAAUCCAUGACAAAUUUGUUUAAAAACUUUUUAUGACAAUGUGUGAUAUUAACAUAAUCGAUAGAAUAAUUUCAAUGAAAUUUUUGAUAUUUUUGAUUACUUUUUAUUAUUUUGGUUAGUCAUGUUAUAUAGUAUAAAUUAAAAUUUUUGAAUAGUGCUUUGUAUGGUAAUAAAGAAAAAACAAAGGUCCAUCUUUUUCGAUAUUCCAACAAAAUAUUUAAAAAUGUUUAUUAAAGUUGGUUCUGGUAAGAAAAUAAAAAUAGUUCAACCAUCUCCUUUAAAUGCAGCAAGUGUAUGAUAUAUUUGUAUCCUAAUAACUUAGGAUCAUAUGUUCGGUUUAGAUGCUUCAAGAUCAGAUUGAAAAUAAAGGAAAAUAAUGGAUAAAUGUAUUACAUGUACUGACUUAAAUAUUUCAAUUUUAAAAUAUCAAAAUUCGUAAUUAUAAACAAUAAAAUUUAUAGAAAUUCAGAUUGGGUUGAAUUCAAUUUUUUUUUAAACAGAAAUGCAAGAGUUGAACAUCAGGCCUGUGAUCUAGUCUCUAUAUUUAUAUGAUGUAGUGUAUAUGACAAUUUAUAAAUUAUCUGCAUUAUUACAUUGUAAAAACUUUUAAAUUAUCUAUGAAAUAAAUCAUUGUAAUGACUUUUAAAUUUCAUGUAUCUACAAACUAUUAAUUUGUAAUGACUUCUAAAAAUACAAACUAUUACAUUGUAAUCUAUAAUAAAACACUGUAAUGAAUUUUAAAUUAUCUAUUAUAAUACAUUGUAAUGACUUCUAAAUUAUCUACAAUAAUACAAUGUUAUGACUUGUUUUAUCUACAAUAAAACACUUUAAUGAUUAUCAACAAUUAUGCAUUGUAAUGGCUUUUAAAUUGACUAUAAACACACAUUGUAAUGAUGUCUAAAUUAUCUAUAAAAUUACAAUGUAAUUACUUUUAAACUAUUUACAAUAAUACAUUGUAAUUAUCUCUAAAAACUUUUAUGUUAUCUACAAUAAUACAUUGUAAUGAAUAAAUUAUCUAUAAAAUUAUAAUGUAAUUAUAUACAAUGUAGGAGUGUAUUUCGGUGUUUUAUGUAUCUGAUAGCAGAUAUGUUGACAGUUUUCAUACAUUUCUAUUUGAAAUAUGUGUUUCUAGGUUAGGUUACUUCUUUAAAAAAUUUGCCAUUGGCUUGAUUACACAAUUUAUGGAUUGGUGCCAUAUUAUAUCAUAAUCAAGUCAAAUGACAUUUGGUUGUUGUGAGAAAGUGAUAUGAACCAAUGAAAUUCUAGGGUUUGGGUUAAGUUGGCGUGCAUCUUUGUAAUCUGUGUCUGUCAGCUGUGUGUAAUCAACAGGCAAUAUGUACACUGUGAACACGCCCAUAAGGUCAGUCUACGUCACAUCCUGCAUAUAUUUAUGCAUUUUACUUGUCAGGUUAUCUGUAAAACAUAACUUGAAACGCUGUCUCUUUCAGGUGCAUGCUUUUACACUUUUGUUAUUGCCUUUACUUUGAAAACAGAUUCCUGAUUAUUUCAAGAAAUUUAUUUCUCACACAUAUUUCUUGCUUUUAUUUUGAAAACAGGUUUCUGAUGAUUUCAAGAAAUUUAUUUCGUACACAUAUUUCUAUAAUCUUUUCUCUGCUUUCAUAUUCUGUAUUAAUGUCUAUGAAUUGUCUAUCUUCAAUGUUUUUAUGAUGAAAUUAUAAAUUAAUUAUAUAUUGAAUAAAUUUCAUGAAAAAAAAACAAACCCCAAACAAUUCGGG
Molecule: messenger RNA, 7524 nt
Organism: Patella vulgata (common limpet)
Lineage: Eukaryota; Metazoa; Mollusca; Gastropoda; Patellidae
Product: sal-like protein 1
Exons: 4
Coding region: 315-1778 (487 amino acids)
Biological process (GO): regulation of DNA-templated transcription
Molecular function (GO): RNA polymerase II cis-regulatory region sequence-specific DNA binding; DNA-binding transcription factor activity, RNA polymerase II-specific
Source: RefSeq, a predicted model, not a curated record